Panicum hallii is the source of this 1815-nucleotide messenger RNA. RefSeq names its product protein SRG1-like. The record is from RefSeq and is a predicted model, not a curated record. Lineage: Eukaryota; Viridiplantae; Streptophyta; Magnoliopsida; Poales; Poaceae. The coding region runs from base 142 to 1209 and encodes 355 amino acids. The transcript is spliced from 4 exons.
UAUUUUAUGAACAAAACAAUUCUUAGCUGGAACUGUGCUUUCCAGAAGUCCAAUUUGCCAAGUGACAGUGGACCUUCAGGCCCCUUGUAACCCAGUGAAAUCUAGCAAUAAACUCGAGGAAAACAUUCCACAAGAGCACUAAUGGCGGAUGAAUCAUGGAGGAUUCCUAUGUUAGUGCAAGAACUGGCUGCCAAGGUGCAGCAGCCACCAAGCAGGUACGUGCAGCCAGAGGAGUACCAUCCCGUCAGCCUAGUGGUUGAUGCUGAGAAGCCGGAGCCUAUCCCUGUAAUCGACCUCAGCCGGCUGUUGGCUGCUGAUGGUGCUGAUCAUGAGGGAAGCAAGCUCCGGUUGGCCUUGCAGAGCUGGGGGCUCUUCCUGGUUGAUAACCAUGAAAUAGAAACUUCUUUGAUGGAUGAUUUGAUCAGCGCAUCAAGAGAGUUUUUCCAUUUGCCACUCGAAGAGAAACAGAGGUGCAGUAACUUGAUAGACGGCAAGCAUUUCCAGGUGGAAGGAUAUGGAAAUGACCCAGUGGCAUCCAAGGAUCAAACCCUGGACUGGUUGGACCGACUUCAUCUCAGGGUAGAGCCAGAAGAUGAGAGGAAUCUUGUCCAUUGGCCUGAACAUCCCAAUUCUUUCAGGGCUCUUUUACAUGAGUACACAUUGAACUGCAAGAGAAUCAAAGAUCGUAUCCUUCGGGCAAUGGCCAAGGCUCUAGGACUAAACGAAGAUUACAUUGUUUCCCAGUUUAGCAACAAGGCUCCCAGUUUUGCCAGAUUCAACUACUACCCGCCCUGUCCAAGACCAGAUCUUGUCUUUGGCGUCAAGCCCCACUCUGACAGCGGUGUUCUUACCAUUCUUCUCAUGGACAAAGAUGUUGGUGGGCUGCAAGUUCUUAGAAACGGCAUAUGGCACAAUGUUCCAGCUAGUCCUCACAGGUUGUUGAUUAACGUAGGAGACUUCGCAGAGAUAAUGAGUAAUGGGAUCUUCAAGAGCCCAGUCCACCGGGCUGUCACAAAUGCGGGGAAAGAGAGGAUCUCAUUGGCUAUGUUCCAUGGGCUGGAUCCUGAGAAAGAGAUUGAGCCAGCGACAGCUCUGUUACAUGAGAAGCAACCGGCACGGUACAGGAAAAUUAAAGCCAAGGAGUACCUGGCCGGGUUCUAUGAACACUUCUGUAGAGGAACAAGAUUUAUCGAUUCCGUGAAGAUCUAAGGGAGGUAGCUUAGUUUCUAACGGAGUAUAAAUGGUGAAUGAAGAAUGUUUUCUUUGCCGUGUGAUGUACAUGAUAUGGAUCACCAAAUGAAUGUGCUGAAGGUGAUUUAAAGAACCCACCGCUGGGAUUUUUAUAUAAAGCAAUAUGUUAUGAUUUACAUUGGUUCGCGUUGAUAAAAUGCAUGAAGCAAGGUACAGAAUGUUUCUGGGGAGGCGAUAAGGUCUGAUGCCUGAUAAUUGAGGUUUGUUGGGCACUUGGUUACUGGAUUACUGAGUUUGCACUUGGAUCAAAUGAACAUGAUUUGGGACCAUUCAGAAAGAUUGAACUGUUGAGUCUUGGAGUGCAAGUAAAACAGUUCAAGACACUGACAUGCACAUCUCGUCGUCGCCCCCUCGCCCAUCGUGUCGACGAAUUGGCGCUCGGGCAAGCCCUCCUGAUGCUUCUCUUCAAGCGGGAGAUGGUAGAAUUGCGUCGUCACCUUCGUCAUUUUGAUCGGCAAGCAAACCUGGCUCGAUCCCUUUAACUUUUUGUUUAAAGUGAAACUUGUUUAACUCUGAUCGAUUUUCCGUAUUAGUAAUCCAAUGCAAAAUAGUUCCACUUAUGUA